Messenger RNA from Guyanagaster necrorhizus, 876 nucleotides. RefSeq lists its product as uncharacterized. The transcript is spliced from 6 exons. NCBI's taxonomy places the organism in Eukaryota, Fungi, Basidiomycota, Agaricomycetes, Agaricales, Physalacriaceae. The record is from RefSeq and is a predicted model, not a curated record. The coding region runs from base 42 to 479 and encodes 145 amino acids.
CAUCGUCGAUGGGAAGAAACUUCACCAUUCGACAAUCGACAAUGUUGAAACUCAGUGCUAUUCUCCUUACUCUUGGAUCCUCAGCCCUUGCUGGGUACGUCCAGAAAGCCUCUGGAAACGCGUCUUUCACCUACUAUUCGGGCUGCUCGUCGCCUGCCUGUGGAAAGACCGCAACAGGCUACACUGCUGCGAUGAACCAGCUCGCAUUCGGAGCCUCUUCGGGCUUGGGUGCUGGAGACGCGUGCGGUAGAUGUUUCGCGAUUACAGGUUUAUUUCUGCAUGUUCUUUAUACUGGAGGAUCGUCCGCGUUCUUCCCCUCGAGCCAUGGUGCAUUGACUGGAACAUUCGAAGAGGUCGAGUGCUCGGAAUGGACUGGUUCUGACGGUAGUUCAUUGUGGACUGGAGCUUGCUUGGAUGGUGAGGAUGCGACUUUCUGGCCUACGGUCGACGGUUGCGGCAACCAGGGUACUGCUCCGUGAGGAGGGGCUGGAAUAGCUGUUGCGUGGUAGCUACGAGAUAUUUAACUUCAUGUCCCGGUGAUAUGCUAUAACCAUUUUUCUCAAACAAUCCUUGCAGUCGUUGACAACGCUGCACCACUCUUAGAUUACUGUUGAUCGCGAGUCAGCUCUAAGCGUGCAGGAUCAUUCUACGGGCGACCAAGAAGGUUCACGAGUAAUUGAUAACAACAGUUGAUCUCCAAGGCCAUGCCUAAACUUAGUGCUUCAACAAGAAAACAGGGAAGGAGAGGGGUCGAACAUACUUAUGAACGGCACAAGGGACAACAAGGUCGGUUUGAGGGACAAAACUGCUGAAGGUAUGGUCGAGCGCAAACUCGACAGUAUUAUAAGCAUCGGCAUAUAAUAUGAUACAAUAGAA